AUGCUGAGGAACGUGGUGUACAAGAUGAACGCUUCCUCAGGAGUCCAGCGGAUCAUCGCAGAAGUGUUUUUUCUGUGGAUGGGAAGGCUUGUUGUCGAAGUACUUUGGCGUGCAAUCAAAGCGACCGGUUGGACGACCUCGGAAGCAACAAGUUCAUAA
Molecule: messenger RNA, 159 nt
Organism: Phytophthora nicotianae INRA-310
Lineage: Eukaryota; Oomycota; Peronosporomycetes; Peronosporales; Peronosporaceae
Exons: 3
Coding region: 1-159 (52 amino acids)
Source: RefSeq, a predicted model, not a curated record